Cucumis melo (muskmelon) is the source of this 4045-nucleotide messenger RNA. Its product is annotated as protein HASTY 1. Gene Ontology annotation, cellular component: RNA nuclear export complex; cytoplasm; nucleus. Gene Ontology annotation, molecular function: nuclear export signal receptor activity; RNA binding. Bases 30 to 3635 code for a protein of 1201 amino acids. Gene Ontology annotation, biological process: RNA export from nucleus; protein export from nucleus. The record is from RefSeq and is a predicted model, not a curated record. Lineage: Eukaryota; Viridiplantae; Streptophyta; Magnoliopsida; Cucurbitales; Cucurbitaceae. The transcript is spliced from 22 exons.
CAUCGGAAAAAGCUGCUAGUCGGGAAUUGAUGGACGAAAAUACGGCUAAUAAUGUGGCUCAAGCCAUUGCUGUAUCGCUCGACUGGAGCUCCUCUCCAGACGCUCGAAAAGCUGCUCUCUCCUAUCUAGAAUCUAUCAAAACUGGCGAUGUUCGGAUUUUGGCCAGCACAUCCCUUCUUCUAGUUACAAAUAAGUGGUCUUCUGAGAUUCGGCUUCAUGCAUAUAAAACGCUACAACAUUUGGUUCGUUAUCGGUGGGAGGAAUUAAAUUCUAUGGAGAAGAGAAAAUUUGCAAAUGUUUGCAUUGAUCUUAUGGCUGAAAUCACGUCUCCUUGUGAAGAAUGGGCUUUAAAAAGUCAGUCAGCUGCUCUUGUUGCUGAGAUUGUCAGAAGAGAAGGAUUAAGUUUAUGGGAAGAAUUGUUCCCAUCUUUGGUUUCCCUGUCUAGUAAGGGUCCUAUACAUGCUGAGUUGGUUUCAAUGAUGCUGAGGUGGCUUCCUGAAGAUAUUACCGUCCACUAUGAAGAUCUAGAAGGUUUUUCAGGUGAUCGGCGCAGAAUCUUGUUGCGUGGGCUUACUCAAUCUUUGCCUGAAGUUUUUUCUUUGUUGUACACAUUACUGGAGAGGCACUUUGGAGCUGCCCUGAAUGAAGUAAGCAGUCAAAGGCUGGACGUCGCAAAACAGCAUGCAGCCGCAGUUACUGCUGCCUUAAAUGCUGUUAACGCUUAUGCUGAAUGGGCACCAUUAACCGAUCUUGCUAAAUAUGGUAUAAUGCGUGGGUGUGGCUUCUUACUUUGUUCUCCUGAUUUUCGCCUUCAUGCCUGUGAAUUUUUCAAGCUUGUCUCUGCGAGGAAAAGAUCUCCAGAUGCUAAUACAGCUGAAUAUGACUCUGCCAUGAGAAAUAUUUUUGAGAUAUUGAUGAACAUCUCUAGACAAUUUUUUAUCAGAGGCCCUCCUAGUUCUGGUCUGGGUGAUGAAAGUGAAUCCGAGUUUAUGGAAUGCAUUUGUGAAAGUCUUGUAUCCAUGGGUUCAUCUAAUUUGCAAUGUAUAUCUGGGGACAGCUCUCUGCUUCCACUUUAUCUUCAACAGAUGCUGGGCUUUUUCCAACAUGAUAAAUUAGCUCUUCAUUUUCAAUCCCUGCACUUUUGGCUGGCACUAAUGAGGGAUUUGGUAUCGAAGUUGAAAGUUACAACCCAUUCAACAGGAGAUCUUUCAAAACCUAAUUACCAAGGCUCUAGUUCUGCAUCGCCUGAUAAUGAAAGGAGAUCAAUCUUAAGUUUUAUGAAUGAUGAUAUAUGUACUGUAAUUCUUGAUAUAUCUUUUAAGCGACUGUUGAAGAAAGAAAAGGUAUCCACUAACAUGGCACCCUUAUUGGGGGGCCUGGAGUUGUGGAGUGAUGAUUUUGAUGGAAAGGGUGAUUUCAGCCAAUAUCGGUCAAAGCUGUUGGAAUUGAUCAAAUUUUUAGCUUUAUACAAGCCUGUCAUAACCAGUGAUAAGGUUUCUGAACGAAUUAUCACUAUCAUCAAAAGUCUUUCGCUUUUACAAAUGUCUUCUGAGGACAUAGCUAUGUUGGAAAGCAUGCAAUCAACCCUUGACAAUGUUGUAAGUACAAUUUUUGAUGAAUUUGGUGCAGGCAGUUCUGAAAUUCAAUUGCAACUGCGUGGAAUUUUUGAAGGUUUAAUUCAGCAACUUCUUUCAUUAAAAUGGAGUGAGCCAGCCUUGGUGAUAGUCCUUGCACACUAUCUAGAUGCUUUGGGUCCCUUUCUUAAAUAUUUUCCCGAUGCUGUUGCAAGUGUCAUCAAUAAGUUAUUUGAGCUCCUAACAUCACUCCCCAUUGCUAUCAAGGAUCCUUCUACAAGAGCGAGGCUACAGAUCUGUACAUCUUUUAUUCGUAUAGCAAAAGCUGCUGAUAGAAGUAUUCUACCCCAUAUGAAGGGUAUAGCUGACUCCAUGGGAUAUUUACAAAGAGAAGGACGUUUGCUUCGUGGUGAGCAUAAUCUUCUGGGUGAAGCAUUUCUAGUAAUGGCUUCUACUGCUGGAAUUCAGCAGCAGCAUGAAAUUUUGGCUUGGUUGCUGGAACCUUUAAGCCAACAGUGGAUACAGCCUGAGUGGCAAAAUAAUUAUUUGUCCGAACCCCAUGGUUUGGUUCGUCUUUGUUCUGAGACAUCUACAAUGUGGUCAAUUUUCCACACAGUGACAUUCUUUGAAAAAGCACUCAAGAGAAGUGGAACAAGAAAAUCCAAUCCAAAUAUGCCGGAAUAUUCAACCACAAGUUCUCCUCACCCCAUGACUUCCCAUUUGUCAUGGAUGCUACCUCCCCUGUUAAAAUUGCUCCGUUCUUUACACUCCCUUUGGUUUCCAGCUGUAUCCCAGACAUUACCUGGAGAGUUCAAUGCUGCGAUGACUUUGAGUGAUACUGAGAAAUUCAGUCUUCUUGGUGAAGUGAACCCUAAACUUUCAAAAGGUGCAUUAAGUGUCACAGAUGAUCCUCAUUCUGACAUGAGCAAGGGAGGGGGGCAUUCAGAGCCUAGUGAAACUGACAUUCGUAAUUGGCUUAAAUGUAUAAGAGAUAGUGGGUAUAACGUCCUGGGUUUAUCAGCAACUGUUGGAGAAUCAUUUUACAAUUGCUUGGAUAUUCAUUUUGUCUCUCUUGCCCUAAUGGAAAAUGUCCAGUCAAUGGAGUUCAGACAUUUAAGGCAGCUAGUUCAUGCGGUUAUUAUUCCUCUGGUUAAAGGUUGUCCUCCACAUUUGUGGGAUGUCUGGCUGGAGAAGCUCCUGAUGCCAUUAAUUCAACAUACCCAGCAAUGUCUGAACUCCUCGUGGUCCAGUCUCCUACAUGAAGGUAGAGCAAACGUCCCUGAUGUCCUUGGAAUCCCUUCAAAGACUGACUUGAAAGUGGAAGUUAUGGAAGAAAAGCUACUCCGAGAUUUAACCAGAGAAGUAUGCUCACUUCUUGCUGUUAUGGCUUCAUCACCACUUAAUCCAGACCUUCCUUCCCUGGAGCAAUCUGGACAUGUGAAUCGUGCAGUUCUUUCAUCUCCCAAACACUUGGAUGAGUACUCAUCAAGUUGCAUGGUUGGCUUCUUAUUAAAGCACAAAGGCUUAGCCAUUUCAGCACUACGAAUAUGCUUGGAUGCAUUUACAUGGACGGAUGGUGAAGCUGUGGCAAAAAUUUCUUCCUUCUGUUCUACUCUAGUUCUUUUAGCUAUAGCCACAAACGAUGGGGAGCUCAAUGAGUUUGUUUCCCGGGAUCUUUUCUCAGCAAUUAUCCAAGGAUUAACUCUUGAGUCGAAUACUUUCUUUAGUUCUGAUCUGGUUGGUCUUUGUCGUGAAAUAUUUCUAUUUUUAUCUGACAGAAACCCAGCUCCUAGACAGGUCUUGCUCUCACUCCCCUGCAUUAAACAUCAUGAUUUGGUUGCUUUUGAAGAAGCUUUGGCAAAGACAUUUAGUCCAAAAGAACAAAAGCAGCAUAUGAAGAAUUUGCUUUUAUUGGCAACUGGAAACCAAUUAAAGGCACUAGCAGCUCAGAAAAGUAUAAAUACCAUUACCAAUGUAUCAGCCAAGUCACGUGGUUCGGUCAGCGCUUCAGAGACCAGAUUGGAUGAAGGAGAUUCUAUUGGCUUGGCAGCAAUAUUGUGAUGUACAGGAAAUGAGCUCUUACUUAUCGUAAGUCUAACCGAUGUGUCAUAAACAUAAAUGGCUUCAGUUCAUCAUCAAAGCUCUGCUAAGGAUCCGUAUACUCCUUCAACAUCCCAUAUUCUAAAUUAUUCUUGAUAUGGGCAUUACACUUUUCUAGUUCAGUAAGCUCUCCUUCGCUGGAGUUUGAAGAUGUUUUCCAGAUCUAAAGAGUUCACAUUGCUCACAGGUUUUAUGAACCUGUAUGACUUAAAUAGGUAGAUGACGGUAUUUAUAAGCCCACAAAUCAUAGUUUAGAGUUAUUUAAAGGUCUUUCUUCAUACUAAGUUUUUUUCUGUCAAUACUUGUGUAAGUAAUUUUCAGCUUCAUAGCUGACUAUUUUUUCACAUUAAAGAGAUGAGCUUUUUAGAGAA